AUGGAUUCUUCGGCGGCCGCGUCGAUUCAGAAACGCAAGACUGCACGUUCUCCGGGCACAAAAACAUCGCUAAGGCGUGUUGGGCUGGAAGCCCAAAGAUCGAAGGCCGGAUUGACGAGACCGGGCCUGAAGACAACGGAAGGGGCAGACCAAACACUUAAGCUAGUGACCGCAUAUGCUGUCGCAGAUCAAUUCGACCUGACGAAGGUCGUAGAGAUUCUUCGCAGUAAAGGCUACGAACCUGAUCCCCUAGAGACAGGUCUCUUUCCACAGGUGGUCCACGUUCAAAUACCCAUAUCGUCCAUUUACCGUUCCACGAAUCCCGCCGCCGCGCAUUUAUCGUCAACAGAGGUCGGCGAUGUAUUCGUCUUCCCGUCUGGUACGCUAGUGACAUGGGCGCUCCCUGACGGCUUCACUUCUUACUUCGCAACUCGUACCCUGCUGCCCGCAGCAGACAAUCCUCACAAAGAGCCUAUUGAGACCGAAGACUUGGAUUAUAUCGAAGACCCUACCCGGGAGCACAGCUUGAUCCGGGGUGACACCAUCAUCCUCGGCACCAAGCGACCCGAGCAUCACGACGAUCAGCCAGCGGAUCAGACCAAGUCACAGUUUCAGACUGUGGACACCGUGCUCACCAAGAUUGCUUUUUCAAGUGGCUUUGCGCGUUCCACGAAAUUGGCGGUUCUUGAAACCAACCUCUCCACGUACCUGGCUUCCACAGCGGACAUACCAGCUCUGCUAUCCAAAGGAUCUCGUCUUCCCUUCAAGCUCAGCAGAGAUUUCAUCCUACGCAAGACAGGCCAGUUGCUGCUCCUGCGCGCCCAACUCAACCUUUACUCAGAACUCACCGACAGCCUGCCUGAUCUUUUUUGGGACAGCCGCCAUGAGCUCAACCUGGAAAACUACUAUGACCAAGUUGGCCGGGCACUCGACGUGGGGAUCCGCAUCAAGGUGCUAAAUGAGAAGAUGGACUACGCCGCAGAAAUUGCAACAGUGCUGAGAGAGAGGCUGAGUGAAAAACACGGCUUAUUCUUGGAGUGGACGAUCAUCGUGCUCAUUGCCGUGGAGGUUGGCUUCGAGGUUCUCAGAUUAUGGAAGGAAGGGUUCUGGGCCGAGGUCUGGGAAGGGAGAGUUGGUGAGGUGAAGGGCGAGAGUACCUAG
This is a messenger RNA of Cladophialophora carrionii CBS 160.54, 1161 nucleotides long. RefSeq lists its product as uncharacterized. Lineage: Eukaryota; Fungi; Ascomycota; Eurotiomycetes; Chaetothyriales; Herpotrichiellaceae. The coding region runs from base 1 to 1161 and encodes 386 amino acids. The record is from RefSeq and is a predicted model, not a curated record. The transcript has a single exon. Gene Ontology annotation, biological process: positive regulation of mitochondrial translation.